Solenopsis invicta (red fire ant) is the source of this 4231-nucleotide messenger RNA. It is a transcript of the gene dpr1, whose product is annotated as zwei Ig domain protein zig-8. The coding region runs from base 1055 to 1930 and encodes 291 amino acids. Gene Ontology annotation, cellular component: neuron projection membrane. NCBI's taxonomy places the organism in Eukaryota, Metazoa, Arthropoda, Insecta, Hymenoptera, Formicidae. Gene Ontology annotation, biological process: synapse organization. The transcript is spliced from 6 exons. The record is from RefSeq and is a predicted model, not a curated record.
UGGCCGCGGCGCCGCGCCGCACGGGGCGAGAUAGACGAGGAGAGAUAGAAGAGAAAGGCAGAGAGAAGGGAAGAGAAGCGGUCUGCGCGUAACCGGUCCGCGCUUUAUCCGCGGCGAACGCAGCAAAGUCAUCGCGCAAGCGCGCCGUGGCAAAGUGUCCCCCGCAGGAUCAUUUCGCGCCGCGACGCCGAGCGGCAGGCCUCAUCCGCGCCGGCGGCUGGUCCAUGCGGGUUCAACGUCGUCGCGCGGGAGGACGACGACGACGACGACGGCGACGACGAUCGCAGAUGCGUACGAUGACGCUCGUUCGGCAGAGUCUUAACGCGAGUUAAUCGGAAAUAAAACGUGACUCGGAUCAACUCGAUUGCCGAUCGAAUGCGGCCGACGCGCGCGUUCCGGCCAGAGGAUGCUGCGCCUGAGACAGGGCACUCGCGGAUCGCGCGUCGCGACGCUCGUCCAGGCGGAAGCUCCACGUGAGCGCGGCUGUCAUCGGGGACGCGUGCAGGUGCACCACGGCCGCGCGAGAGCGGCCGCGGGACCAUCGUCUGUGAGCAUUUAGACCUUGUUGCCGUGGAUUACCGUCGAGGAUUUACGAUCGAUACGCGCGUACUCUCUGACAAUACCGCUGAUAUAUUGCGGCAUCCGCGUCCUACGCUCGAGCAGCUCUCACGAAGCUCUCAUGCAUUCAGAGUUGAUGGUUCUAACGAAAUCAUGCCAUUGCAGUGGUGAAUGAUUAAUAUCCCCUUCGGGUGUUAAUCGUGGUGUAAUUUCUCUCUAUCGAAACGUAUAUGUUUAUGCAAAAGUUAAAAGUGAAGUACGGAACACGUGUAUGGUUUUUGGGGUGAAAGCCCAAGUGUCUAUGCUGUUUUCGAGAAGACACUAUACUCGAUUUGGCAAAGAGAAGGAAAGCAACUUCGUUUUCAUUGUGGGAGAUACGUCGCACAGUGGACGCAGCGAUAGACGUAAUAAAAGAUCGAUGACCACACAUUGUGCAUCGCGAUAGCGAGUACUGGUAAUAAGCCAAGGAUUGGUAGUGCAGCGAGCGCGGUUAAAAAUGCUGUGUCGCUGGCUCGCCGUGCUGGUACUCGCUGGUAUUCUCCUGAUUAUCGAGGCGAUCGCGGUCAGCCAAGGUACGUUCAUUCGCGAUCAGAGAGUUUUGAGCGGUAGUCUUGUUCAGGGGAGUCGUAACGUCAGCGGCGUGCCGGCUUUCGAAACGAAUGUGCCACGAAAUGUCACUACCGCAGUCGGUCAGACCGCCUUUCUUCACUGCAGAGUUCAUCAGCUGGGCGACAAGGAGGUGUCCUGGAUGCGCAAACGAGACAUGCAUAUCUUGAGUGCGGGCAUCCUCAUGUACACGUCGGACCUGAGGUUCCAGGUGAUCCAUCCGGACAAGUCGGAGAACUGGACGCUGCAAAUCAAGUCGCCGCAGCAGCGCGAUUCCGGCGUGUACGAGUGUCAGGUCAGCACCGAGCCGAAGAUGUCGCUCAACUAUAGUCUCAACGUGGUUGAAGCGCGAGCCAGAAUAAUGGGCCAGGCCGAUAUCUACGUGAAGACCGGAAGUCUUCUGACGUUGACAUGUCUCAUGUCGCAAGGUCCCCACGAUCUAGGAACGGUAGCUUGGUACCGAGGAAGUCAGGCGGUGGUGACAUCGUCGCGAUCAGAAAAUGACAUCGAAACGGAGCCUCGCAUAACCGUCGAGACGGAAUGGAGCGACGCCCUCACAUCAAAAUUGAGGAUCACGCAUGCGAAGCCCAGUGACUCCGGAAACUACAGUUGCGUUCCUACCGUGGCGGAGAGAGCGAGUGUCAACGUGCACGUGAUCAAUGGUGAGCAUCCGGCCGCGAUGCAGCACGGAAACACGGCAGCCGGCUCGCCCAACUCCAAGACGGUCCUGGUGAUGCUCGCUUUCCUUCUGGGCCAGCUGAGAUAAUGUGCGUGUACACGAAGGUCGCCCGGGACUUGUAAAAUCGAUGGACGUAUCGCAAAAUGAUCGUCCACACAUCCUAAAUGUUAACCCUUCCGCACAGACCGUCCUGAAUUAAAUCUCAAUUAGUUUCAUCGUAGCGGCCGAAAAAUCAAUAGGUAAAAAUCAAAUAUUUAUAUAAUGAUUAUGGUGAUGCGGUUAAAAUGUGAUUUAUAGUUAAUGAAAUCGUUUAUAAGGACUUUUUAUUAAUCUCUACUUUUUCGCGAUUUUUAUAUUUUUCGGAUUUAAUUGAUUUUUGAAGAAUAACAUUUUACGAUAAUCGCUGCGAUAGUAUAUCAUUCACGUUAUUGACGUUAUUGUUUUCCAUUGUGUUUAUCGUUUUAUUCUAUCGGGAUAAAUUUUUUGAAAUCGUCAAAAUUGCGUACGAAAUGAUGAUAAAAACAGGUGCUCGCUUGUGAAUCAUAAUUUAUUUUUUCCAACUAUAUAUAUUUCAAUUAUUUAUCUCAAACGGAAAGUUUUAAUCUAAAAGAGCAUGAGCAUCGUUAUGUCACUUUAAUUGCGUGCCGCACUUUAAAUACUCUUGUUGAGCGGUUAUCUCGUUUCUCUUAAUCUAACGCGAAAAUCCUCAUCCCGUUUAUCUUAAACUUAACUGUGGGUUUGGCCGCUGGGGUGAGAAAUACAAAGAUAAUCUCUAAGAGACAGCUCUCUUCUUACGUAAUAAAAGGGAAGCUUUGUGCCUAAGGGUUAAAGCGGAGUGUGAGGCAGUCGUAUUACACGGUGUCUUAGAAGCAUGAAUUCCACGACGAAUUUCUGUGAGUCGACUUUUACCAGCCGCGAAACGAAUGAAUCCAGAAAGAAUGGACUUUUCAUACAUUUGUUGUAACAGUAUUUACAGUUGAGCUGUACACGUGUUAAAAAUGUUAAAUAGCUGCGUAAUGCUAACCGGCGAACCAAAGUAUCUCCAGCUCGAAAACAAAGAAAAAAACGUUCCCCGAUAAUUGGCGUGUAGCACAAAUGUUUUCAUCAUCGACUUGCGUCCAAAAUUAAUAAUUACAACAUCGUGUUUAACAACCGUUCUCUUAAAUAACAAGCAGGUCUCUCUCUCUUUUUUUUUUAUUGACGACAUAUAUUUAAUUGACGUGUUUCGGUAACUAAUACAAUUUAACGAUAUCAUAUUUUUAAAAUUUUUUACAUUUAAUAUUUUUAAUUGUUUUUUUUUUACGAUAUAACACGUCCAUCAAGAUAACGAAAUGAUACCAAAUGCAAUACAAUAUUGCUAGAUUUAAUUCCAAUUUAUUUAUAACAAUCGUAAUAAUCCUAAAGGAAAGCAAAACCAACAUAGUUCUUUUCGCAUGAUAAGCUUCUUUUGCACUCUAUAUCCAUAGGUAAGCGAAGUAAAAUAAUGUUACAAAUUUCCUGUUCGCAAGUACUUGAUUAGCCAGCAAUUUGUUUGAUUUAGCUCAGAAAUUAGUUUAUGCUUCGUAAUUUAGCAUCGGUACGGUUUAUUGUUGAAAUAAUACGGCACGCGUUGAGCAAUGAUUUGUACGACCAUGACGGAGCCAGUCGAGAAUUCUUAUCAUAUCUACGAAUGACGCGCGAAGAAGUCAAUAUUAUUAAAGAAAUUUCAGCGGCGACAGGUGAUCCCCGGAAUUCUUACGGUCUCUAAUUAAGAGCGCUUCGUGCGAGAAGGGUUGAAGUCACGAGUUCUCUCCGCUGAAAUUUUUCGGAUAAUUACGCCGUGACGUCUAGCGCGAUGCAAAUGUAAGAAUUAAAGCACAGUGAGUGUUGACGCAGAGAGACGCAAUUGAACGCGAGUGUGUCGCUAGAAGGAAGAGGGAUAGCGAGCAGAUAAAACAGGACUACAUUCCACGCCCUUUCCCCGACCAUAGUGUGAGGAAAGUGUUAAGUGUAAAAUAAAUGUGUAACGAGCAAGUUUAACCGAAGAGCGAUGUAAUAAAACGGGUGGACCGACCCCUCCACUCACCUCACCAGCGGCGAGGUACUUUCUACUUAUGGCAUAAGUGUUAAAUGAAAACUUAAAGAAAAACACGGAAGACACACGUACACACACAAUACACACACGUACAGAUAAUAGUAGAGAAAUGUAUGUAAACCACGCGACUUUACGGCUCGUAUGAUUUACACCCACGACUAGCCCGAAAUGAAAGAUAAAAAAAAAACAACUGUGUUUCCCACACCCGCUCACACCCUUCUCACUGUCUUGUUUUCACACGGUUCUCUUGCGAGAAAGCGCGCAUUCUUGUACAUAAUGUUUUACUCUUGUAAAUAAAUUACCCACACAACGUU